Messenger RNA from Capsaspora owczarzaki ATCC 30864, 1747 nucleotides. RefSeq names its product selenocysteine-specific elongation factor. Gene Ontology annotation, biological process: selenocysteine incorporation. Bases 10 to 1683 code for a protein of 557 amino acids. The record is from RefSeq and is a predicted model, not a curated record. The transcript has 13 exons. Gene Ontology annotation, molecular function: translation elongation factor activity; GTPase activity; GTP binding. NCBI's taxonomy places the organism in Eukaryota, Filasterea, Ministeriida, Capsasporidae.
CGUUGAAAAAUGAGUGCUGGAGGACAAGAUCGCGUGCUCAAUGUCAACUUGGGAGUCCUGGGCCACAUUGACAGCGGCAAGACAGCACUUGCCAAGGCACUGAGCACUGUCGCAUCCACAGCCGCGUUCGACAAAAACCCGCAGUCGCAGGCACGCGGCAUCACGCUCGACCUCGGCUUCUCGUCGCUGUCCGUCACCCCAAUGCCAGAGCACCUCGCUGAUUUGGCAUACGAUCGACUCCAGUUCACGUUGGUCGACUGCCCAGGUCACGCAGAUCUGAUUCGGACCAUCAUUGGCGGCGCUCAAAUCAUCGACAUGAUGAUGCUGGUCGUCGACGUCAACAAAGGCAUCCAGACUCAGACGGCUGAGUGUCUUGUCAUUGGCGAAAUCAUGUGUGAUAUCCUAGUCGUGGCUCUGAAUAAGAUUGACCAAAUUCCGGAAGACCAGCGAGCCCAGACAAUCGAAAAGGUGACGCGAGGUCUUGCCAAGACGUUCGCCACCACCAAGUUUGGUCAAGUGGCGGUGAUUCCAGUUGCAGCGCGUCCGGCAACCGGUCCAGCCAUUGGUGUUGAGAAUCUCAUUCAGGUGUUGGCCAAGUCAGUGCCUCGGCAACGUCACGAUUCCGCGGCACCGUUCGUCUUUGCUGUCGACCACUGCUUUGCUAUCAAGGGCCAAGGCACCGUCUUGACUGGCACUGCUCUUUCCGGCCAGAUCCAAGUGAAUGAGAACAUUGAGAUUCCGACUGCAAAAUUAAGCCGAAAAAUCAAGUCCAUUCAGAUGUUCCACCGACCCGUGCAGCAGAUUACAGCGGGUGACCGAGCCGGAAUUUGCGUCACUCAGUUUGACGCUAGUACGUUGGAGCGUGGCUACGCCUGUGCGGCUGGAGCAGUCAUUUUUGCACAUGCAUUGAUCGCCCGAGUCGACAAGGUUCGAUUUUUCAAGCUGCCAGUCCUCAGCAAGAGUCGGUUUCAUGUGUCCAUGGGUCACGAAACUGUGAUGGGAACGGCCUCAUUCUUUACACGCGAUGGUGAAGGGAAUGCGCGAUUUGAGGUGGAUAAGGAGUAUGCGUUUGCGGAAGAGCUUGGUCGCCCGCCACAAGAAAACGCAAGCAAUAGCGGCCAACCACCCGCCCCACUUGCGACAUUUGCUCUGAUCGAGCUAGAUCACCCUGUUGCCUGCUUGUCCAAUGCGCUCCUCAUCGGUUCACGCCUCGAUCUCGACCCUGACGUGCACACAAAAGCAUGUCGCUUGGCGUUUUCGGGACGCGUGCACGAAGCGUUGACUGACAAGAGCUACCGCGAAACGUUUCUCCCAAAGCUGAAAGUGUUUAAGCGAAAAUCGCGCACUGGCACUGUCGAGCGGAUCCUGGAUGACUACACACUGAUUGGCAAAGGGCUGUUCAAGAAAGAAACGACGCUAGAACCGUUCCUGGGCCUGCAAGUUGGCUUGUCAAGUGGUGAAGUAGGCGAAAUUGAAGGCGCCUUUGGGCAAAGCGGCAAGUUCCGUGUGCGAAUGCGGCAAGCUGUCAGUGACGCAACCAAGGCAACGUUGGCAGCAUCCGACAAACCCAAAGGCAAAGGCAAGGCACCUGCCCCCGAGGCCGAAGCCAUUGAGAUUGUCUUAUCCUUUAAGCGAUACGUGUAUGACCGGCAAAAGCGCAUGAUCCAGUCCAAGGACGAGUGAUUGAGUUUUGCUGAAAUUCGAAAAAAAAAAAUUAACAAAAAUACAGUAACAACAAAAAACAACA